This is a messenger RNA of Penicillium salamii, 3849 nucleotides long. The record is from the annotation of a GenBank genome assembly. Lineage: Eukaryota; Fungi; Ascomycota; Eurotiomycetes; Eurotiales; Aspergillaceae.
AUGUUACGAGUUUCUGCCCCCUACCCAGUCAUGUCUAGUCCGUUUGGCAUCCCCCCAAAGAAUAUCUCGGCCAAUCUUGAGCCCUUCCAGCUAUGCGUGUCAGAAGACGAGCUGAUCAAGUUCAAAGAGCUCUUGAAGCUUUCUGAGAUUGGACCGGAAACAUGGUGGAACACCCAGCAAGAUCCCCAACUUGGGAUUUCCCGCGACUGGCUGAUUGAUGCAAAAGAAACCUGGUUGCAACGGUUUGACUGGCGGAAACACGAAGACCAAAUCAACAUAUUUCCAAAUUUCAAGACUGUGUUUGAGGACUCUGAAGCUGGGUUGGUUGAUAUCCACUUCACUGCGUUGUUUUCAGCGAGAGAGGAUGCCAUUCCAGUGAUCUUUCUACACGGGUUCCCAUCAUCGUUCAUGGAGUUUCUACCGAUGAUGAAAUUACUGGCAGAAAAACACACCCGAGAGACCCUACCAUAUCACAUCAUCGUGCCCAGUCUGCCAGAUUAUGGACUGUCUGGUAAACGUACACAGAACACGGAAAUGACGGUAGCAACGUCAGCACGAAUCAUGAACCAAUUGAUGGUUGAUCUUGGUUUUGGCAGCGGAUAUGUGGCUCAGGGAGGUGAUCUGGGCAGCAUGAUUGUUCGUGUCAUGUCAGUCAAUCACUCCGAAUGCAAGGCUUUUCAUGUCAAUCUCCUUGUGCUAAAUCCAGGCGAGAACCCCACUUCCUCUGAUCUUAGCCCCGAAGAAUCGAAGAUACUGCAAAGGUCUGAAGCCUGGCAACAGACAGGCCUGGCUUAUGCCCUUGUUCAUGGAACCCGUCCAUCUACAGUUGGACUGGCAAUAUCUUCAAGUCCUCUUGCACUGCUGGCAUGGAUCGGUGAGAAGCUCCUUGAAUGGGUUGAUCAACGAGAGCCGUUACCACUUGAUACUAUACUAGCCAUGGUCAGCUUCUAUUGGUUUACACGUACAUUUCCUCGCAGUCUAUACCACGCAGAGCUUGUCAGGAACCGUUUCAAAGGAAAUGCACAUCCGAUCUCGAAGCAGAAGCCGCUUGGGUAUUCCUUGUUCCCGCAUGAUCUUGCUGUGCUUCCGAAGGCCUGGGCUGAAGAGCUAUACCCAAAUCUCGUAUUUUUCAACGCCCAUUCAGCUGGUGGACAUUUCGCCAGUCUAGAGCGACCAAGGGAGUUUUUGGAGGAUGUCGAGGACUUUUUAGGAUGCUUGGGUGAUUUGUUUGAAAUCUGUGAUUUGUGGACAUCUUUCAUCAUGUCUAGAUCAACCCAGGACGCGCAAGCCAAGCCUCAUCCGAUGGAUGAUCAAGCUUCACUUUUCAACAAAAUCAAUGAGAUGCACUGUACAGGUCUAGGUGCCUUGGUGGACCUGCCGCAACUUCUCACCUGCGGCAACGAAGCCAGCGAUAAGCACGCUACCGUCGAGGCGAUUACCCGCGUAUCACUUCCAGCCAACGAUUCUGCUACUCGAUUUGUGACUGAGAUCAGACUCCGCUGUCAACCUGAACAACUAUUUCGAAUCACCAUACGGCCCAAAGCCUCCAGCAGUCAUGAACACCCACCAACCAAGCCGAUUGUGAUUGCACAUACCGCCAGCGCCGAGGAGUCACCUGCACUGAUUGAAAAGGCUUCGGAACUGAUCAGAGAAAAUUGCAACCAGGAGAUCAGCGAGGAGGUUCUCGAGCUCGACAUCGCCGGCCCUGAUCAACCGAACUUGAUCCUUGUCGAUCUGCCGGGCCUGGAUCACACUGGCGUUGGGGAUAAGGCACAGGAAGGUGGAGAUUGCGCUGUGGAAGUUGCAAGGAAAUACAUGAAAAACCCUCAAAGCAUCAUCCUCGCCAUUCUAUCGGCUGAUUUACCCACCAAGUCCCAAAAGGUCCUGGAUAUCGCCGCGGAAAUCGACCCGAAGCAAGAGCGGACGCUCGGCAUUAUCACCCAUCCUCGUGCAAUUGCAACAAUGAAAAUGCAAGUCUCGGACUCGGUUUUAUCGGAAAUUACCCAGCGCAAACUGCGCCUUGGGUGGCUUCUCUUGCCAGACCAUAUCCUCGGAAAGCAGAAGACGUUGUCCGCCAGGAAUGAGGAAAAUAACCCAGUGACACUCUGGGAGAGAGACUGGGAAGCACUUGGCAAGUGUGCAAACAGUGUCGAGAACCUAACAGACUGGUUGAAUGACACAUUUGCCGAACACAUCAAGAAAGGCGUGCCAGAGCUGGUUCUCGCCAUUGAUGCUGCCGUGUCAAACAAGAAAUCGAUGCUGCCCGAACUGACCCUUCCGAGGGAAACACUCGGACAACAAAGGACCUUCUUAUUCAGCUUGAGUAACACUUUCGAGUGCAUCUUGCGUCAGGCUAUAUCUGGUGCAUACAGUGCCCCCUUUUUCGAUACUCGAGAUCAUGACGUCGUGGCCGAUCUUGCUGAUCCUCGUCGCUUGCGUGCCAUCAUUCGCGCGUUGAGUCAACACUUCGCGAACGCGAUUGAUGUCAUCGGUUGUCGUCGUAAGAUCGUCGAACCAGAUAAAAUUUUGGACUGGCCUCCCAUCUCCGAAAAUCCCUACCCGGGAUUUAGAAGGCCACAGUGUCUGACACGAGCAGAGUUUGAACAUCAAGUCUCUCAACAAAUACAGCGUGAUGGAAUAUCUACAGUUGUGGGAAAUCCUGACGAAUUAUUGGUGGGUGCUUUGUUUCGAGACCAAACGCAGCCAUGGGGAGAAAUAGCCCAUGUGCAUCUGAUCACGGCGUGGAAGUCUGUUAGAGACUGCGUGGUUUCUGUGCUCCAGUAUCUCACAGACCAGCAAACAGCAGACCACAUCAUGCAACUGCUCAUUGACCCAGAGCUUAAAGAGCUGAAAAUCAAUUUGCUGGAGAAACUCGAAGAGUUGACCGCUUACAACAAGCGAGGCCGACUGCUGCCCGUCACUCCAUCUGUUGUCGCCAAUGUCGAGAAAUACAAGAACGACCGCCUACGGGCUCUCCAUGAGAGCGGAGGCCCUGUAUCCCAGGAGCUAGCUAUUUCUGGUGCGCAAUCAGGGAGAGAAACCCGUGUGUUGAGGAAGCCGAGCACGGAUUGCACCACGGCCGCGGCCGUCGAUCUAUUGCAGGCGCAUUAUGAUGCUGCCAUGACGACAUUCAUCGACAACGUUUCCAUACUCGCAGUGGAGAAUUGUCUUCUUGGUCCCCUCCCAUGUCUUUUAACAGCCGAGAAAAUCGGAGACCUGGAUGACGCCUAUGUCCAAGAGCUAGGUAUGGAGCCAAGCUCAGCCGUGAUAAGUCGUGAACGCUUGAAUGCCGAGAUAAACAUGCUUCAGCCAAACUCUCAAGCAUUGAAGGAAUUCAUCGUUCCCGAUCUUCCAUUGCCAGUACCAUCAGUUCCGGGAACCGAUCCAUCGGAAUUAGGAGCAGCACUUAUGGUGUCUCCUGGUGGUCAACCCUUCCUAGUGACCCAAGAGGAAAGUCGCAGGGCUUUACCUGGACACGACGAAAACAAUAGGCCUAACCUCCGAGGGUCGUGGGCAAGUGACUCUGCAUACAGCUCACAGGGCCUAUUCAAAGCUUCGAAGACACCCAAAGCUACUGAACCAGUGGUCAAUAGCUCAUUUGGCACUGUUGCUCCCCAGCAUGUGUCUCCGGCCCCCGGCGUGUCCACUUUGUCACCGGGCCAUCCUCGUCAUCUCGAGACGACACCAACAACACUUGACUUCCCAAGGUACGUAAUAUUUAGGGGAAUGGUAAUGAGUAUUGUACUCAUUAGGGAGCGAUGGGCUGACAUAUCUGAUGGCAUGGCAGUGACUGGUGUUUUCGCGAAAAAGACGGUGUCACUAGUUCGUACAACCAGUACCAAAACCUAG